Molecule: messenger RNA, 7025 nt
Organism: Spirometra erinaceieuropaei
Lineage: Eukaryota; Metazoa; Platyhelminthes; Cestoda; Diphyllobothriidea; Diphyllobothriidae
Source: the annotation of a GenBank genome assembly
AUGUCAGACCUACGUAGUCCAGAGGAGAUUGUUAAGCAGGCUCUCAGGGUAGUCGUCGGAACUCUGUCCUCUAAUCUCGAACUUCUUAAUUCGCACUCCGUCCACUUUCUCCCCUCAAACACAUGGGAGAAGUGUUACGGCCUGGCACUGGGUCAUGAGCUGGAAAAAUUUAAAGUACCCGAACCCGGCGACCGGCUAACCUGCAUUGAUGAUCAUCCAAUCACCAUUGCGUCGCUCUACUUCGAGUUGAGGCAGGCCUUGCUUACGGGGGACUCCGAUGAAUUGGAAAGUUUGCACAGGAACCUGACUCGUCGCAGCAAGGAUUCACGUGCGAAGACGUCUGCACCUGUGGCUUCAGAGGUGAAGGGGAGUCUGCGCGAUCUCCUCUGUGAGGCUGUUGCAGCCUCACUGCCCGUAUUGUGUGCACUUCGGAGCCCCUUUUCUUUCUUUCCUUGCACGGAUACUCCAGCAUGUUGUGCUUUCUGCGAAAGCAAGACUGCUGCUUCCGCGCGCCCUGUAAGUUUACGUACACAUUUUGUGCGGCCUUAACAGUUUAUUUGGUGUUGCAUUAAUCUCGAUGAUCAAACAAUUUGGUACUGGGCAUGUAGAGGUAAUGUUAUCCUUAUAGUAGUAAGACUCGGGGUUGGAAGGGGGCGAAAUCACCUCGAGUCAAUUCUAGUGAUUGCCUCAACUGUUCUCAAACUUUUGACAGACGAGCAAAUAGAGUGACGAGCUUCGGUCUCAGUGGAGGAUGCCAAGGGAUUAAUAGGUGACCUUAAUAAGUAUUUUGUGGACUGAUAUUCAAAAAACGACCACUAAACCCUAUGCCAUCCUAAGCGCAGAACACACGGACACUGACGUCGUCAAUCCUCUCAGCGUCCACCACGUCACUCAACCCUAAUUUUCAGAGUUAACGUCGAAUUUUUGCACAGAAUUUGAAAGAGCAUUUGAAAAGUUCAGUUUCGAAGAAAUGACGCCAACUUUAUUCAUUGUCUGAUAUCGAAUUCCAGUGAAGUUCACUGUUUGCCGAGGUGAAAGGUAGACUCUCUCUCUCUCUCUCUUCUUUUUCUUUUUCAUCAUCAUCAUCAUCAUCAUCAUCUUCUUCUUCUUCUUCUUCUUCUUCCUCCUCAUCAUCAUCAUCACCGUCAUCACCACCACCACCACCACCACCACCACCACCACCACCACCACCACCACCACCACCACCACCACCGCCAACCCAAUUUUUUGAACUAUUAUUUGCGACCCGUCCGAUUCUCACGGAUUUUGUUUUCUGCACAGACCCCCUCCGAUACUUCGCCGAAGUCCAACAUUCUUCCUAUGGCCGCGAUGAUGCAGUCAGAUUUAUUCAUAAACCAUGGCAUGAAUGCGAAGAAGGCUCACGAGGUGAAGGCAUUUGGUCGCCUUUGUGCCCAAAUCUACCGCGAUCGCUCACUGGAUGAGGUAGGUAUAGUUACUGCCUGACACCCAAAUGGGUGGGGUCUGACUAAGCCCGAGUUGUACCUCGUCACUCAAUUUACUCUCAUCGAUACCUAGUAGACAGUCUUCUUCAGAACAAGUGGUCGAUUUUUGUUGAGCGUUCAGCAGUCAGAAGAUACACGAAGCAGUGGCCACCGUAGGCGUGGCCACUGCAGCUGAUAUCACCUCUUGCCGUCUAUAGUUGCGGAUAGAGCUUUCUAACUGAGUAUUUGUGUGUAGGAUCAUUAUACGAGUCGGGAAGUUGACCAAGUAAAUUGUGUGACAGAAAGAAUUAUUUUUGAACGCAAAUUUUCAGAGGGCUCUGUUGGGCUCAGUUAAAAGACCCACUCAAGCCGUCUUAUGCCCGGUCGACCAACCAGCCGAUUAUUAUCCACGACGACUGUUGAAUAAAUUACACGACUCUGUCUGCCACGGACCGGAUCCAGCUGGAGGCAGAAACACGGUAUCUGACCGGUUGCUCUGAAAUGACUCUCGAAGCCCCACUUUGACUCAUUCCCUACUCCGUUCUGUCUCCUUCCUAUGUCCUACUGAUCUUUUCUAUCGUAAACAAUGAUGACUCGCAUGUGGAUAGGUUUUUAGGGAAGUGCGUUAGUACGGCAUCUACCACAUACCCUAUUCCCACACACAGUGUGCCAUUGGCCAGAUUCGGGCCUAUUUUGUGGUCAGCAGAAUAUUUUGUCUACGCGUGCCACACGCGACCUGGUUACCAUUCUACGUGAAAUAGCCUCAAGGUGGUCUUGGGUCUCUAGCUAGCUAGCGGUAGCCACCAAAGUUUAAUCCUCGAUUCUGGGCAGAACCGAGUUAUUCCGUUCGUUGGAAAACACCAAAGCCACGGUUGUUCGCACGUUGUGACCUUUUAGUGGGCGCUAUAUGAGGCCCUACUAAUUCCUGAGGCACAUAUCCUUUUAAGCAAUCAGGUCCAUACAUCAUUUGGGUGUGUUUCUGCGUGUAGAGUAAAAUAAUGUGCUUUACAGGGGGUCGCGUGGGAGAUACAGUUGGCCACUGCGAAGAUCAGCUUAUGACACAGUCAGCGUUGACCAGGCCACACAGGGUCCGCGCAUCCCAUAACAAAUGGCACACAUGGAGUGUGUUGGCACGCGUGGACGCAGGCUCGCGCCGCGCCGACCGCUUGCGUUCAAUUCCAGCACCAGAUGGCUGACCAGAUCGGAUAGCGAGCUGGUGCACGGGAGAUGGAGGGGAGGGUUGGGUCGACACUGCGGAAUCCGCUUCCUCGGCACCUCAGCAGAUUCCUCACUAUACGCAGUUCUGACGCGCGUGAAACUAUCACGACGAGCCAAAAGUCAUGGCUUGUAAAGCUGUCGACUGAAAAGGUAGCUCGAUCAUCCUUUUGGGACAGAGAGUCGGGCUGCAAUGGCUCCUUACCACGGUCUCUAUGGUAUUUGCAGUCAGAGGGGAUCCAAGCUGUCCCCUUUGCUCAGUGAAGGGCCGAUCGAUCGCGCGCCGAGCGCCCGUGUGUGGCACGCGUAGAUGGCUUGUUUAGCUUUGUCAGCCACUGCGCUCGAGUCCGCCGCAGGUCGCCCUGACCCUGUCAAUCCAUCGGACCAAAUAAGUCGAGGGUGGAGGAAGCUCUGGGGAUACUACGCCUGUCUGCUAUCACUGUAAGCUGGGACCCACAUUGUGUACAUUGCCACCCGCCACUGUUUUCAGAGUGACGUAAAAUGGGAGGGGGGGAUUGGGUUGUGCUGUCAUAUCGCUUAUUAUCGUGAACGCGCAUGUGCCCGAAUACGAAGAGCCCUAAAGCCAAAAAUGCUGGUCGUCAGAAGUAUAUGUUUACAAUUUUCAGGUUGAAGUCCGCACCCGGCCCUUUUUUCCGCACCUUAGGUGGCCGACGUUGGCAGCGGCAAAGGUUACCUGGGCACCUACUUGUCACUGGCGCAUGGCAUACGCGUUCUGGAGAUCGAUUCGCGAGAGGUAAAUACCCGUAGCUCCAAACAACGUCGAGUGAAUGUGCAAAAGUUUUGGAAUCUCCAGAGUCACAAGCAGACCGCUGCAUCCCCGCGAGAAAAGAGGCAGCAGCAGGAGGUGGAGGUAUUCCAGUCGGACUGCGCGAGCCUCACCUGUUCGGUGACCUCGGCCUCGCAACUCGAUUCGCUGCUCGCUCAGGCAGCCAGGCGGCCGGCCCCCCGAUGCAUGCUCACUGGUCUGCACUCCUGUGGCGGUCUGAGCGUGACUCUGCUGAGGACCUUCGUGGAGUCAUCUAGGGUUGAAGCUCUGGUCAACGCUCCCUGCUGUUACCACCUCCUCCAGGAAGCCGGUGGCAGCUCUGGUGACUUCGUAGAGCGCCUGGUUCCCUCCACUGUCGAUGCCCCACAAGACGGUGGUAAGUAUUCCGAUUCCAAUGCAGCAUGCAACUUUAUCGUGUCUUGCGGACAUUUACCUCCGCCACCCGACAGGCGACGUGUGUAAGCAUCGCGAUCAAACAGUCUCCCACGUUAACGUUGGUUUUUUCACCUUUUAGGCUGCCGAGGGUUGCUACCUUUUCCAAAGGUCUCCUUACGUAGACAGGACACGAGAGUUGAGUGCAUGGUAAUUUUGAUUCGCGCAGCAAGUAAGCACAGACUGUACGGGAGUCAGGACAGUUCAGCUAAUUACACAAGUAUUUCAGGAGUAGACCGACAAAAGCAGAAUUAGCGAGUAUUUGAGACAAAAUAAAUAUUUCCUGUUACUAGUAGACAGAUCCAAAAUGCUUUGAGGAAUCACUCGGACCCUACAAGCACCCGGCACGCUGAUGUAACUUGGAUUAUUUUGGUUGAGGAUCAGUAUGUUAGUGGCAUUCGAGAGGCGGAUCGCGGUCCUCCCCAGGGCUGAAUCAGAUUAUAAUGGCUCCUCCCUAAUGUGGGCUGUACGGCAUUCCCACCCAUGUGAGGCGAGCUGCUCUCACAGUAGCCUGACAAGUCUGGAGUGGGGACCAGGUCGGGCGCCUGGCACUCGUAGAGGGGCUGCUGCACACACCCCAACCUCAGGUCGCCCUGACUGUCUGUCCUACCAUCGGAUCAAGACAGAUGAGGGCGGAGAGAGUGCGGUAGAAGCUGUGCAAGUCUGCCUACCAACGAACCAGUUCACGCCCAGUUGCCGGUGUCGCGCCCACUCCCUGUGCUGGUCGCACCGUCAGAGACGGGAAGAAAUGCCUGGUUGGCCACCACCCAUUCCGGCGUCCGCUCGUCCUGGUCGAGUCUCCCUACUGGUACACACCGUGAGAGGAAAGAAUAAGGCCCAUUUUGUGAUACCUUUCCCCACUGUAGUCAGUAUUACGCACAUUUGGGCUAUUACGGUGCUUUAAAAGUAGUGGCAUCGAGGGUUGCCAACUGACUGACAGUCUGAUUGUACUGGCUGCAUAAAAACCCUAAUCUCUAUAAAAUUCACCCCAGAUUGAAGUCAGUUUUGGCAAUCCUACCUACGUGAUACACACUAUACGGGUGCGGAUAUCUGAUCGUUUACUGCGUCCACAACAUCUCCAAUUGUAUGGUCUUAGUCACGCUACCAGUACACGUCCCUCACUAUGAUCCCGGCCGAACACCCCUGAAUACGUCGCACCAGGGCUAAAAAAACCACUGCCAGCAUCACCGAUCAAUAUGCGUUAGAUCCGCUCUACCUGUCUACCCGGAGUCAGCGCUUUCCGACAUCGUAUGGGUACCUUCAGUCAUAUGCGCCUCCACUAAAGCAAUCGCCUAAACACCACUCAUUGCGCGCACAUCAACCAUAAGGCAAAGUUUGACAAAUUCGUUGAUAGCGGGUAGAUGUAGUUCUGGGGUGCAUUAAACGGAGGUUUCAAGCCACGUCAGUCACUGUGCCCAGUCCUAUCUUGAGUCAGGCUUCUUGUUGGCAGGACUUUCUUCCAAUCCACAUCCAAGAUUUACUCUCCCAUUCGUUGACAGAUAAAAACACCCGUCGAAACUCACGAUGCGCUGACAGUCACAUCUUGGAAGGUCGCUUACUGACGGUGUAACCCGAUCAUACCAAGAACCGAGUGGUAGAGGGGCGCUCACCUAUCGUUUCUACGGAACUCACUCGUCCCGUUGUGCCUUAGGGCUCUCACUCGAGUCCAACCAGCAGCCGCACAGCAGCGCAUGAUAUAGACAGAAUGCUACUACCGACAAAGACAAGGGAGACUGAAAUGACCAUUUCUGGCUUAUUAGCCGUUGUCAGCCAGUCAUACCAAACCCUGAAGUGUGGAAUACCUGGGGCUCGAACUCGCGACCUGUUCUGUCUAAUAAGCCCGAAGUGGCCAUUCCAGUCUCCCUUGUCUUGUUCGGCAGUAUCAUUCUGCCUAUAUGAUGCACCGCUGUGCGACUGCUGGUUGGACCCGAGAGAGAGACCAUAAGGCACAACAGCACGAAUGAGUUCCGUAAGAACGGUCGGUGAGCCCCCCCUACCAUUGUAUAUUCCCGAUUGAAACUGACAGGGCAAUGGGCUUGUGGCCCAGUGGUUAAAGGCGUUGGACUUCUAACUAAAAGGUCGCAAGUUCGAGCCCCAGGUGUUCCACACUUCGGGGUUGGGUAUGACUGGCUGACGACGGCCAAUUAGCCAGAAAUGGCUUUGUCGGUAAUACCAUUCUGCCAAGAACCGAGUGUCAGUUUGCGGUGGCUCCUUUAUGGCACCAUCACUUACGUGCGACCCGAGGUUCCUAGCCGAAUUCUACCUCAUACAAGGUAAUGGAUCAGCACACAUGCCGUACGCGUAGACGUGGUUUCAGUCUCUUUAGCCACCUUGCCCUUACCCCCCUCCAGUUAUACUCACGUCGACCGCCCACCGGGACACACCUAGGCGAGAGAAGAGCAAGUGAGGUGAAUGCUACACCACACGUCGCUACUGUGUCGUCUCGGGGCCAUUAGUGGUCUUUAUUGCAUUUGACGGGCGAACUUAUUCCAUGUCGCCUCGUCAGUCACACGUUCUUCCCCAUUCCCAGGCAAUAGUGGUCCUUGUGGGAUUCGAUGGACAAACUAUCAGAGACCAGUCGACGGAUGCAGAUGUGCAGCGCAGACCGGCCUCGUUCCCCGUUGCUUCUUAAUCCCACAGCCAUGCUCAGGGAUUCGUACACGCAAUUUUCAUUUGAGUUCUUAAUACUGAGGAGAAACUAGGUGGUCGAGCCGUUUGUUUGGAUCCGACCACUUAACGCACAAUAGGACCGAUGAUCCACCAAGUCAGACGGUCAGUUUAGCGGCAGCGAACAGUCACUACGGCCAGCCUACGAAAACUAGACGCGCGCAGCCAAGUAAAAUCUGCGAAACAUCUGUCUGCACUUUUAACUGGCACAUGUUGUGGAAAGUAGAGUGAAACCAUUUAAAGGUCUUUUUUAUUCAAUGUUCAGCAAACUUGGCUGUUCAGCAAUUAGCAGAGCUUUCUCAUUCCUUGCCAAUCCUGGGCUUGGUUAGCGAUGACAGGGCUGUCUGUUGACGUACCAACUCUGCAUGUUCCCCAAUUUCGCCCUUAACGAUGUCCCUGUAGUUUGCUUGCAUUUGCGACUCAAUGGGGGGACCGUCAGCCCCAAGUAUCUUAACAGACACACACCUUGGUUUCCAGGCUGA